Molecule: messenger RNA, 337 nt
Organism: Chilo suppressalis (striped riceborer)
Lineage: Eukaryota; Metazoa; Arthropoda; Insecta; Lepidoptera; Crambidae
Source: the annotation of a GenBank genome assembly
AGGGGCCUAACUGUGACAGAUGACGGACGAUUUUCGAGUUUAUUUUACCAGAAUUUUUAUUGUCUUUGGUUGUUUCAACCGUGCUGAAACGUCCAAUCGAUCGGAUUAGUUGUAAUUAAAUAAAAUACAAAAUGUCUGUUUGGGCGACACUAAAUCGUACUGUUUUCAAGCGAACCUCGACUUUUGCCUUAGCUGUAGCUUCAGGCACCUUCUUCUUUGAAAGAACCUUUGAAGUGGCGUCUCAAUCGAUAUUCGAGAGAAUAAACAAGGGAAAACUCUGGAAUGACAUCAAGCACAAAUAUGAAUAAAGAAAUAGUCAAGGCAAUAGAAAUGGAAA